AUGAACAAUAACUAUAGCCAGGAUAAUUAUGUAUUAAAUAAGGAUACUUUAAAAUAAUAUGAGACUCCAUUACCAUUUGAAACAUAAGAUGAAAAAACUUAGAAUAUGGAUUAAUUUUAAUGUAUCUAUCUAUGUUUAUAUUCUUAAGAAUACAUUGAAUUUUAAGAAGUUUUAGUUAGAGUUGAUUUUCUCAAGAGAGUGUACCUAUUAUUGACCUUAGAGUUUUUAAUAAAUUUUGGAAUGAUUGCAUUAGGACUAUAUAAAAAAUUGUUAAAUUUGUUUGUGAAUACUAACUUCGACUUUUUGUUACCUUGA
Molecule: messenger RNA, 315 nt
Organism: Paramecium primaurelia
Lineage: Eukaryota; Ciliophora; Oligohymenophorea; Peniculida; Parameciidae
Source: the annotation of a GenBank genome assembly